Messenger RNA from Linum trigynum, 5161 nucleotides. NCBI's taxonomy places the organism in Eukaryota, Viridiplantae, Streptophyta, Magnoliopsida, Malpighiales, Linaceae. The record is from the annotation of a GenBank genome assembly.
CCUAUAUCCUUAAACAUGCUAAGGACGGGUUUUCAUGACCUUGGUCGUCUGAUCGAGAACUCAAUGUCAUUCAUGUGGAAUCAAGACAGACCUGAUCGAGAACUCAAUGUCAUUCACGACAGGUUGAAACUUUAAAAAAAUAAUCAUUUGAUUUAUGGUUGUAGUACAUACCAUAGUUAUUUGAUUCUAGUGAGAACGUAUGAGGACAACAUAAUAAUUUAGAUUGUGUUGAUUCAUAAUUCUUUAUAACCUGAUAGCGUGGUGCGAUUAACUAAGCUAUACUCCAAAUGUGUUAAUAAUAAUUGUUGGAUCACAUGUUUCACUUUCGUCUGGGUGCACCGGCUGAUCCUUUCCCGCCGAUUUAUCCUUGUGCUGCCGUCGAAGUUCGAACCAUCAGUGGCUCCUUUAUUAAAGAGCGGCCAGCUGAAAGCGGCGCCGUGGUGGUGGUCCCAUAGCCCAUUAUGUGGCCGGGAUUCGGCCCAGGGCCCACUUGUUAGCCAGGCCCCAGGAGAAUAGAUUAACCUUUCUUAACUGGGCGGUUACGUACGGGUUAUCCAACCGAGCACGCGCUAUUAUUGGCUACGCUCAGCUACUCGCCAUCGCAAACCAUCCAUCGGGGAACCUGGUAGGGGUAGGCAUUCGGUCGGUUUGGUUUCGAUCGAACCGAAAUUUUGAAUAUCGGGUCCCCGAAUUCUCCCAAACCUUAAAUCGAAUUCCAACCGAAUUAUAAUUCGGUUCGAUCGGUUUACACCGAACUAUUUGUGAAGCUACUUGUAUUUUCUCACUUUUAAAUUAUUUUUCACCCCUAAUAUAAACAAUAAAUAUCAUUUAUAUGCAUCAUCAAUGAUAAAACCAAACUUUUCAACACAUAAGUCAUAAAACAUUUCAAAUAUUUAAGUCUAAAAACAACUACAAACAUAAAAAUCCACCAUUUGGAGCUUGCAAUUAUAGUAUUUCGGUUUUUCGGUCGAAAUUUUGGAAAUUCGGUUCGGUUGAAAGAAGCCUAAUUUCCGAACUAUCAAUAUUUUCCUUCCGAAUUCGAACCGAAUAGCAUUUACUGAACCGUUUGCCCAGAACCUGGGAUACAAGUUGCAACAACUUACAAGUGGACGUGGCAGCGGAUCAGGGCGAGUGUGCCACACACACUACUACCCCGGGCUCGUAAAGGGUCCAACCUGAAGAAAAUCUGAUACGACUGUUCAAUUUGUACGAUACAGAAACGCGCCACCGGUACAGACAACAAAAUGAAAAUCAGAUCCAAGCGGUAAAAGUUUCACCGCCGCGGGAAACCGAUACCGCGCGUGAGAUUCCUCUUCUCGCCCAGCGGUAUUUUGGCGAGUCAUUUUCUGGUCACCGUGAGAAAUUGAACAUCUCUUUUUUUUUUAUAGAGAGAGAGAGCUUGACACUUCGGUUUCAAUUCAAUACGCUCUUUUCCCCCAUUUUACUACACACUACUGCUCGUCUGAAAGGGGCAGCAAAACUCAAGAGCUUCAAAACCCUAAUUCUGUCGUCUUCUUCUGCUGGUUCUUUAGCAAAUUCGUCCUGGGCUUCUGCAUCUUGAUUGGAAAGGUAAGAGCUCUAUGGUUCGUUUGAUUAUAUGAGAGUUUUUGAAUAGUCAAUUUGGUUAUCGUUAUCUGCUGGAUUGAUAUCCAUUGCCGGCUGUCUCUACUGGCUGGCUCCCUUCCAGACAAAUUUGGGGUUUCCUUUUGUUUUUGGUUUGGGUUUUUAAUUAUUUUUUGUUGCUAGGGUUUAAUAUUUUUUAUUUUUAUUUUGGGAGGGGAGCUAAAGACUAAAUUUCUGAGUCAGUGUUGAUUCUAGUCUCUUCUCUAUGUUUGCAGUGGUGGGUGGAAUUUUGUUCGGUCGUAAGCUGGCUUUCUUCUAGAGUAUUUUUUGUGGGGGAAAAAUGAAGGUUACUCGAAAGACUGUAGCGGAAAGUCCUUCCUCCCUUGCCGGUGAAGAAUCGCAAGACCCACAUGGGAAAGGGUCGACCAUCACUCGGAUGGAGAAUGGAAUUAGAGCUUGUGAGAAAGGUGGGUUUAUUAGUGAAGGGUUGGAUGGUGGUGGAGUUUCUGCUGUGAAUAACAACUCGAGUGGGAAAAUUGUUUCUCUAUUCGAUGGAAAUAGAGAUAGUCUUGAAGACUCUGAGAUGAAUGGGAUUUCUUCUCUGCUUGAAAUGCAGCAGAGUGGGAGGUACCCUGGAUUGGACUCCGUGUUGGAGGUGAUCGAUAAGAAUGAGAGAAAAGAGUUCGGCAAUGGUGGUGAUGAUAGUAAGAAGCAAGGAGAAGUGAGCCUCAUGGGUGGUAGGGAAACUGAAGGAAAGUAUGAGGGCAAGGAAGAAACUGAGGUUGAGGGAAGCUUGGAGGAGGAGGAUGAAAUGGAAGAGCUUGAUUACGAUGUUGGCGAUUUUGUAUGGGGAAAGAUCAAGAGCCAUCCAUGGUGGCCAGGGCGGAUUUAUGAUCCCUUGGAUGCAUCCGAGCAAGCAAAGAAAGUCAAACAUGGACAAGACAGGAUUCUUGUUGCUUAUUUUGGGGAUGGCACUUUCGCUUGGUGCAAUCCAUCUCAAUUGAAGCCUUUCCACGAGAAUUUUGUCGAGAUGGCGAACCAGAGCACGUCCAAGAACUUUGUCAAUGCUGUGGAGAAGGCCCUGGAAGAGGUCGGUAGGUCGAUUGACUUGAGUUUGACUUGCUCUUGUGUGCCAAGAGACAAUCUGUUUGGUUUUGGAAGGUCCUUGGCAGCAAAUGCUGGAGUUAGAGAUGGACUUCUUGUGCCAGAAGGUGGAGACUUCUCUGAUAAUACUCUGUUUAAACCGGAAAAUGUAUUCCAUUCGAUCAAAUAUAUGUCAAAAGGUGUCAGAUUUGGUAAUGCGUUGGAGCUUGCUAUAGUGAAGAGCUCCUUGUCAGCUUUCUACAGAGGAAAAUGCGGGAGCAAAUUGCAGGCUUUUUCUGAGCCUACGGAAAUUCCAGGGCUUGAAGAUGACUCUCCUAAGUGGAUGCUUGGUGAUCCGAAUAAUCAAAAGGAUACUUUAGCGGAAGGUAUAUUUCCUGGGCCAGUUGAAGAAGACUGGGUUUCUUCUUCACUUGGCCAAGACUCUCAGAACUCAUUACAGACACCACAGGUGUUUCCAGAACGCUUGGCACCUCGGAGAAGGAAGCAGAAAAGCAUUGCUGAAAUUAUUAGUGGUAGUCCUAAUACUGAGACUGAAGCAGAAGCAAGUGGAAGCAAAACUGUAUCUGGAAGGAAGAAGAGGACGAGCAAAAGUGAAGUUGCAGGAGAGGAGGUAAUUGAAAACCCAGAACCAUCUGGAAGUAAAAAGAGGAAAGUUCGAAGCAGUCCUAAGGUAACUGAGGUGGCCAAAACUGAAGCUAGCUUGGGUGAUAUUUCUGCCUCUAGCUUACAUAAGAGUAAAGCUAGCAAUGAAAUUGCUUCCUCUGGACAGCAAAAGAGCAAAAACAUAGAAGUCCCCUAUGGGUCGAGAAGGAGUAAACGUGGCAAGGAAGCUAAUGUGGAAGCACCCAGUGAGUCAGUUCCGGGGCUAAGGAAGAGGAAAGGCAGAGAAGUUCCUGGAUCUCCAGUGAUUGCAGCCGAUCAUGACACAUUGGCCAUCAACGUAAAAAACCCCGUGUCGAGGAGAAGAAAGAAACAGGAAGAUAACAGUGUCGUAAAUGAUGACAGCUUAGGAAAAACCGAAGAAGCGACAGAAAAGAAAAUGGCUGGUGGCUCAACUAUUGAAAAUGAUGGCAACAAGGGUUACCAAACAAGCGAGAAUGUUGCUUUGUCUAGGCAAAGGAAGAAAAGCAGGUACCUUUCCCCUCCCUACACUAAUAUUACUAUAGGGCAGAGGCCGAAAAUGAAGGCGUCGGGUGAAUCUCAAUUAGCCGAGGAUAAGACUGAAGCUGCUGGUCAUCAUAGUAAUGAUGUGAAGUCUCAGGAAGAACUCUCUAAAGAGCAAGCUGUUGUGGAUGGGAAACCUGAUGAUUUGAUUCCCGAGACAACAAAAGGUCAGACCAGAACAAUCGAAGCUCGGACAGCUGCGAGUGAAAUGCUGUGUCAUAUCCGCUCUGUAGCUCUCAACCCACUCCAUGUCGAGGAAAGCAAACAUCUUGAUCAGGUCUUGGGUUUUGUUUCCGAGCUUAGAAGCUCAGGGCAUAAUGAGGAGGGAUCAAACAACGAGCAGAACAUCAAGCCUAAACGAGGAAGAAAGAAGAGGAAACUUCAGGAAGGAUCUGAAUCGGACCCAACUUCACCUAAUGAUCUUAAAUCGCAUCAGAACAAGGAGUUCCAGAAAACAGAUAAGCCUGUAGCUGCUACCCUUCAUGUCACUUUUGGCCCGGGAUCAUCUCUACCUUCCAAGGAUGAUCUUCUAAGAAUAUACGGCCCCUUUGGUGCAUUGAACAAAGAUGAAACCGACAUGCUCUACAACAAUCGUUGUGCUAGGAUUGCAUUCUCUAGUAAAUCCGAUGCCGAGGAAGCACUCAGCCACAGCCAACGUUCGAGCCCCUUUGGCACAAGCCAUGUGAACUUUCGGCUUCGUUAUCCCCCUUCAACGCCCAAAGUUUCGGUCCAUUCAGAGCUGCAUCACGUAAUAGAGAAGCUUGAGACUGUGGACUCGAUGCUGAAGAGUAGUUCGUCAGAGAUGUCUGCCAACUUGAAAUCCAGGGUGGGAGGUGAAAUUAGAGGCGUGAUUGAGAAGUUAAACACAAUGGUCAGGCCUCCGGGAGUUUCUAGCUAGAAGAGUGGUUACUGAAACGAAAACAAAUGGUUGUUGCUUUGUCUGUGUUGUUUCCUUUUGUGAGUUGUUGUUAUAGGCUCAGAUCUCUUCAAUUUCUUAUUAAUUUGUCUACAGACUACAGUUAAUGAUCUUGAGGUUAUGUGCACAGCAAGUAAGGGUUAGCGGGGAAGGGGGGUUAGAUAGUUUCUUACCACCUUUUACUGAAUUAAUUGGCAGCCUAGAGAGGGGUAACAGAAAUCGUAUUUUGAUUUGCCAUUUCUAUGUGUGGCUCUGUGGUAACUGGGGAACAGGUUACGGUCACCAUAGUUAUUAAGGGCAGGGGAACAGGUUACGGUGAUUACUAGUAGUAAUCACCAUAGUUAUUUAGGGUAAAUUGGGUAUGAAAAAAUAAAUUAUAUUAAUUAAUUUUUUUAAUAAAUUACAUUUUAGGUA